Messenger RNA from Lactuca saligna, 618 nucleotides. Lineage: Eukaryota; Viridiplantae; Streptophyta; Magnoliopsida; Asterales; Asteraceae. The record is from the annotation of a GenBank genome assembly.
AUGAUGGCAAUUAAGCUUUUUUUCUAUAUAUUUUUCGUCCUUUUGAUUUGCAAAAUCGACAUUGUUUGUGGUAGAAAGCUUGUUGGAAAGACAAAGCUACCCCCUGCAUAUGGUGAGGGUACAAGUAAGAUUGGUUGUCCAAUAGGAGAUAUGAGAUGUGAAGAACCGCUCAAGGAAAAUAUUGGAGGAAUGUCAGGGGAAGGUGUUAGAAUAAGAUAUGUAGGUUAUAGUGGAGAAAGUACUAAGAAUAUACAAGGAGGAGGAUGCUUGAAUGGUCAUGUUGGUUGUAAUGAUGUUAGCGGAAAAAACAGAAACAACAAGUACAAAAUCUACGUCAACAAAAAUGGGUACCCAAAUAUCGAAAACAACGAUGUCACCAAUCCUAAUUUGACUAACAACAGAAAUAACAGAAAUGAAAAUGGUAGUCACAAUAAUAUUGGAAACGAAAGCGGGAGCAAUAAUGGUAAAAUCAACGGAAACAUUUUCCGAAACGGCAACACAGUCAACAAUGGAGACGGUAGUGUUGAUAACAAUAGCGUUGGAAUUGGAGACGAAAGUGGAAAGGGUAACAAUGGACACUAUAUAGAAAGAUCUCCUCCUGCUCCUGGUUCAAAUUGA